This is a messenger RNA of Penicillium daleae, 714 nucleotides long. Its product is annotated as putative haloalkanoic acid dehalogenase. The transcript has a single exon. Lineage: Eukaryota; Fungi; Ascomycota; Eurotiomycetes; Eurotiales; Aspergillaceae. The record is from RefSeq and is a predicted model, not a curated record. Bases 1 to 714 code for a protein of 237 amino acids.
AUGUCGCAACUUUCCGACUUCCGUGUCCUGUCUUUCGACGUUUAUGGCACUCUGGUCGACUGGGAAGGAGGCAUACUCGCCGCAUUUCAGCCCACUCUCAACAAGAGCCAAGCUCAGUUCACGCGCAAACAUCUGCUCACGAUCUACCACGAACUAGAGCGUGAGCAGCAGACCAAGACUCCUGAUAUGCCAUACCAUCAGUUGUUGACAACUAUCCACCCCGAGUUCGCCAAGCGCCUGGGCCUGGAGAUUCCCUCUCAGGAGGAAAGCAAGCAAUUUGGAGAGUCAAUCGGCAAUUGGCCUGCCUUUCCGGACACGGUGGAUGCUCUUAAGCGUCUCUCAAAGCAUUACAAACUGGUGGUUUUAUCGAAUGUCGAUCGUGAAUCUUUCGCAAAGACCAAUGCUGGCAGUCUCGAAGGCUUCCCCUUUGAUCUGAUCAUCACGGCUCAAGACGUGGGCUCGUACAAGCCGGAUCUUCGCAACUUUGAAUAUAUGCUGAAGACCGUAAAAUCGACUUUCGACAUUGAGCCUUCUCAAGUCCUUCAAACUGCGCAGAGCCAGUUCCACGACCACCACCCCGCCAAGAAGAUUGGAAUUAAGUCUGCUUGGAUUGAGCGACCAGGCGCCACAAUGGGAAAUUUGGCUGAUAAUGUCUAUGACUGGCGUUUUGAUACCAUGGGAGAUAUGGUUAACGAAGUGGAGGCUGGGCAGUGA